Vigna angularis (adzuki bean) is the source of this 901-nucleotide messenger RNA. RefSeq names its product putative gamma-glutamylcyclotransferase At3g02910. The record is from RefSeq and is a predicted model, not a curated record. The coding region runs from base 76 to 657 and encodes 193 amino acids. Gene Ontology annotation, molecular function: gamma-glutamylaminecyclotransferase activity. Lineage: Eukaryota; Viridiplantae; Streptophyta; Magnoliopsida; Fabales; Fabaceae. The transcript has a single exon.
GCUGUGAAUCUUUCAUGGUUACCUUUCAAUCUUCUGUUCCUCUUCCGGGCUCAAUCAAAUUCAUAUCCUGAAAAUAUGGUGGCCGAAAGAGAAAGAGAGGUUAACGGUAACGGCGACGGAGAGAGAACGUUAAUAUUCACCUACGGAACCCUCAAGAGAGGAUUCUCCAAUCACCCGCUUCUUCAAGACCUCAUCCGCGCCGGCGACGCUUCCUUCGUCGGAACCUAUCGCACCGCCGGAAAAUACCCUCUUGUAUGCGGGCCAUACCGGGUCCCUUUCCUCCUCAACUUUCCCGGGUCGGGUUGUUGGGUCCACGGGGAGCUCUACUCUGUCUCCACGCGCGGCCUCGUUCGGAUGGACGAACUGGAGGGGACGUCACGCGCCCACUACGAGCGUCUCCCAAUAAAGGUGGUUCCGGCGGGGGAGGGCGAGGGGGAGGAGGGGAAGGAGGCGGAGGAGGAGACGGUGGCGGGGGUAACGUGCGCGGAGGCGUAUUAUGCACACAGGAACUACGCGAUGGAGAUGUGGAAGAAGAACGGGAAGCGAGGGUUGAGAUGUUAUUCGCAGAAAGAGACGAUUGGUUAUGUGAAACGCAAGGAUCGGCCUCAAAAUUUGACCUUUCUCGAUCAUAUUCGCUUUUUCCUUGCCUCAAAUUAGAACAAGUUUAAUUCUAUUAUCUCUCUCUCUCCCACCCACACACACUGAAAGUAAUAAUUAGGAAGGGUUUUUUCACCUUGUGUUAUUAUGUACCUUCUGGUUGAUUAGGUUAGUCUUUUGCAUGAUUAGAUCAUGUUCUGUGUAUCAAUGCAAUUUUCUCUAUUCAUCAGUGGUGGGACUACUACUGCUACUAUUACAUGUUAUGUUAUGUUAAGUUUUUGCAUUUUGCAAAGAGGAAAACAAA